Messenger RNA from Caenorhabditis elegans, 2734 nucleotides. It is a transcript of the gene F55F3.4, whose product is annotated as Glycoprotein. The transcript is spliced from 8 exons. The record is from RefSeq and is marked reviewed. NCBI's taxonomy places the organism in Eukaryota, Metazoa, Nematoda, Chromadorea, Rhabditida, Rhabditidae. Bases 6 to 2516 code for a protein of 836 amino acids.
UGAGCAUGGUGUUCCGAAAACGUAUCUUGCUUUUUCUGCUGGUGCCGUUUGUUACUACCAGCAAAAAAUGGCUGGAGAUCGGAUCUCAGAAAUCGGAGUCAGUAAUUUUCCCAAGCAAUGAUAUCUACGGACUAAUUGGACCGGGGGAUAACCCCGUUGUUUGUCUGAAUAUUUCUUUUGAACGGCCCAUGGAAGUUUCAUUAGGUGACUGCUACACAUCAAUUCCAAUUAGAUCAAUUCAAAACAAAAUUAUUCAUAUCAACCGUUCCCAAGUGGAUCAUGCUUUCAACCAAAUUUUGGAAGGACAUGAGAGCUGUGAACCUAAUCAACUGGAAAUUCACAUUGCCAACAAUGAAAACUACACUGUGACAGGUUGGUACGAAGUUUACCGGUGCAUGCGUCAGAGGACGCAGUUUCCAUCAUCCGGAAAACAAGAUACAGUGGUUUUGCACAAUGAUGAGUAUUUGCCUGUUGUGAGCACCUGGGAAGAUAGGCUCACUUCUAUUCGAUUCAGGCUGAGCAGAGGCGUUGGAGUUCGCAGGCGAAUUGACAUGUUUCAGGCUAUUCAUGCCGCUAUCGUCAGCUUCUCGAAAACAAUUUGCUUUGAAUACCAUGGUGUCGGAUUCAUCAAGUUCAGUAUGUCAAAAUGCGAUGUUUCUACAAAAAUCACUGUGGUUCUCAACAGCGACACUGUAUUUGGGUUGUCCCACAAAGAAAAAUCCAUCUUGAAAAAAAUAAACUUUGAAAAGUGCACGGGCAAUGAGGAGUGGUUCAUUGAUAUUGAACCAAUCAGUGAACACGCAGUGACAGGACUCUUGGAUAUUUAUUCAUGUUCUCCGGAUUCUGGUGAAGCUGAGGAUAUUGGAAGUUAUUUCCCAACUUGGAUUCCCAAUACAAGUAUUAUGGGUUUGACAAGAACUAUCUAUUUUGCGUUGCUACCAUAUUCAGAAGGACAUUAUUCUGCAGAUUUAAAGCAAUUGCUUGAUACGGCAGUUUGCGACACUGAAAAAACAGCAAGAAUCCGACUAGAUGUGCAAACUACCAAACCAGUUUCAAUAUCACUUACACGAUGCAAACACCAACAAAGCGAAAGAAUAAUAAUUAGUGAAUAUCAGAAAACUGGAGCACUUUUCAUCAAUUUCUUGGAUCUCCAAGAUUAUCUCAAACUUUCAUUGUCGAAGAAAUGUGCUUCAACUGAAUCAGAUGAGGGUUUGUAUUUGCACGUAAAUGCCACUGGGGACGUUGCAAUCGGCUCAGUUAAUUUUUCGCUGGAUACUGGCGAUCGGAACAAUUACAAGCCAGCAAAAUCACUGAUUGCAUUAUCUAUGCCUCCGAAUUCCACAUUUGUUCGGAAAAUUUCACUGGAAAAAAUUCUGAAAGAUGCAAUAAUUGGCAACCGAAUGAUUGGAUUCAAUCUGGACUCAAACCAUCGGAUUGCCUUAUUUGUGAGCAAAUGUAGACACUCUACUAGACAAAUCCUUGGUGGAAAUGUAAGAUCUGGAUUGCACACUUUGAGCAAACAUGUACUCGUUGAACUAGCCAAACUUCAAGAGAAACGUUGUGAUGGAAAACAAAAUGUGGAGAUGGGAACAGCGUUUUUGCAUAUUCAAAGUUUUGAACAUUCAACUACUGGAAAUUUGAGAUUUGUCAGAGUAAAAUACACUGAUGCCAGGAAGCAUAAUAUGAAUUACAAAUUAUUCGUCGAGCUAGAGGAUAAAUUUAAAGCAUCACAUGCUAAUCAAAGAAUCAUUGUUCCACAUUACAACAACAAGCCAGUCGAAGUAGACCUUGCAUUCUUUGCUGAAACCGUACUAUCAAAAUCAUAUAUGGACUUAGAAAUUAUCAACCAUCAACCAUUUGAUGUAACAUUAUUAUUCAGCAGAUGCCAGAGUACCUCAAGUAGUGAUUUUAAAAUCAGAGUAAAUGGGACAUAUACAAUGUGCUUGCAAGAUGUGGAAAAGCUCUAUAAUUUAAUGAAAUCAGCGAGCUGCAGCAAUACUGCAGAGUAUGGCUUGUUUGUACACGUCUUAGGUGGAAGCUUCGGAGGGUAUAUUACUAUUCGAGUUAAUAAUUUUAGAGACACUAUGAAAACUAACGGUGGGCUCUAUCAUGUCGAAAAUCAACAAAUUCACUUUGUAGCCAUUCCGUUGGGAAACUUGGAUCGACCGAUUUCUAUUCGACUAACUAACAUGGGAACAACCACAGUCCAAUUAUACGCAUCUUUGUGUUCUCCUCAGGCUGCACCAAUUCUUCUUUGGAACAAAAAACUGACCGUAGCCAAUAUCAAGUUUACGAAAAAGCACUAUCAUGAAUUAGAGCAUUUGGCAGUGUUGGAAUCUGUGAAAUGCAACUCGACAGCAAUGAAAACUUUAUUUUUCUCUAUUCGUUCCAAGAACGCAAGAGGAAAAAUUAUUGUGGAUAAGGCGUUGAAUGAGUUUUGCGACGGAAAAACGUGCACCAGUUGGGGAACAAUGAGAUUUUUCAAAAACACAACUGGGUUAAUUAUAGCGCAGUAACUUCACACUCCACUUCUGUGUCCUUCCAAAUCUUGUCUUCCAAACAAGCAUCCCGCUAACAAUUAUACAUAAUUUAAUUUAGUUAACUUCAUGUCAAAAGUACAAAAUAUUUCUUUCAGGUUAUUCCCUAAAAAUGACUAUACCCGAAAAGCUUUCAACUUUAUCAACCUAUACAUUUUUUAUCGUAUUAUACUUGAAGCACCAAUAAAAACUGGGCG